Messenger RNA from Phodopus roborovskii (desert hamster), 2556 nucleotides. RefSeq names its product integrator complex subunit 10 (gene Ints10). The transcript is spliced from 19 exons. Gene Ontology annotation, cellular component: integrator complex. The record is from RefSeq and is a predicted model, not a curated record. Gene Ontology annotation, biological process: snRNA processing. Lineage: Eukaryota; Metazoa; Chordata; Mammalia; Rodentia; Cricetidae. The coding region runs from base 30 to 2321 and encodes 763 amino acids.
CCCUGCCGGAAGGGCUAGUGGCCAGCGUCAUGUCGGCCCAGGGCGAUUGUGAGUUCCUGGUGCAGCGAGCCCGAGAGCUGGUGCCGCAGGACCUGUGGGCAGCCAAGGCGUGGCUUAUCACGGCCCGCAGCCUCUACCCAGCCGACUUCAACAUUCAGUAUGAGAUGUACACCAUCGAACGGAAUGCAGAGAGGACUUCCACUGCGGGGCGGUUGCUGUAUGACAUGUUUGUGAACUUCCCAGACCAGCCAGUGGUAUGGCGAGAAAUCAGUAUCAUAACAUCAGCACUGAGGAACGAUUCACAGGAUAAGCAAACCCAGUUUUUAAGGAGCUUAUUUGAAACUCUCCCGGGCCGGGUCCAGUGUGAAAUGUUACUGAAGGUGACAGAGCAAUGCUUCAACACAUUGGAACGAUCAGAGAUGUUGCUAUUGCUUCUGAGGCGCUUCCCUGAGACAGUUGUGCAACAUGGGGUUGGCCUUGGGGAAGCAUUGCUAGAAGCCGAGACAAUUGAAGAGCAGGAGUCUCCAGUUAACUGCUUCCGGAAGCUAUUUGUUUGUGAUGUUCUUCCUCUAAUCAUUAACAACCAUGAUGUUCGAUUACCUGCCAAUUUGUUAUAUAAAUACUUGAACAAAGCAGCUGAAUUUUACAUCAACUAUGUCACUCGGUCCACACAGUUGGAAAAUCAGCAUCAAGGUGCACAAGAUACAUCUGAUUUAAUGUCACCCAGCAAACGUAACUCUCAGAAGUACAUAAUAGAAGGACUGACUGAGAAAUCAUCCCAGAUUGUAGACCCUUGGGAGAGGUUGUUUAAGAUUCUCAAUGUUGUUGGAAUGAGAUGCGAGUGGCAGAUAGAUAAAGGGAGAAGAAGCUGUAGCGACAUGCUGCACCGGAUGAAAGAGCUCUGCAGGUACAUGAACAGCUUUGACAGCGAAGCUCACAACAACUAUAAGAACCAAGUGCUGUACUCCACGAUGCUAGUCUUCUUCAAGAGUGCAUUCCAGUAUAUCAGCAGCAUACAGCCAUCUCUCUUCCAAGGUCCUAAUGCCCCCAGCCAGGUCCCACUGGUUCUUCUGGAAGAUGUAGCCAAUGUGUAUGGUGAUGUAGAAGUUGAUCGCAGUAAACACAUACACAAGAAGAGGAAACUAGCUGAGGGGAGAGAAAAAACCAUGCAGAGCUCAGAUGAUGAAGAAUGUUCAGCAAAAGGAAGAAACCGGCACAUUGUCGUCAGUAAAGCUGAGCUCAGCAACUCCAUUGAAGUGCUGGAGAGCUUCAAACUGGCCAGGGAGAGCUGGGAGCUGCUCUACUCCCUGGAAUUCCUUGACAAAGAAUUUACAAGAAUUUGUUUGGCUUGGAAGACGGACACCUGGCUGUGGCUAAGAAUCUUCCUGACAGAUAUGAUCAUCUACCAGGGUCAGUAUAAGAAGGCCAUAGCCAGUCUGCAUCACUUAGCAGCUCUCCAAGGAUCCCUUUCUCAGCCACCGAUCACAGGACAGGGGACUUUAGAACACCAGAGGGCGCUCAUCCAGCUGGCCACCUGUCACUUUGCACUGGGAGAGUACAGAAUGACAUGUGAGAAAGUUCUGGACCUGAUGUGCUACAUGGUACUACCCAUACAAGAUGGAGGGAAAGCACAGGAAGAGCCCUCCAAGGUGAAGCCCAAGUUUAGAAAAGGUUUGGAUCUGAAGCUUCUGCCCUGUACCAGUAAGGCUAUUAUGCCGUAUUGCCUGCACUUGAUGCUAGCGUGCUUUAAGCUGAGAGCUUUUACAGACAACAGAGAUGACAUGGCAUUGGGCCAUGUGAUUGUACUGCUCCAGCAGGAGUGGCCCCGGGGAGAGAACCUUUUCCUGAAAGCCAUCAGUAAGAUUUGCCAACAAGGAAAUUUCCAGUAUGAGAACUUCUUCAGCUAUGUGACAAACAUUGACAUGCUGGAGGAAUUUGCUUACUUACGAACCCAGGAAGGAGGGAAGAUCCAUCUGGAAUUACUCCCAAACCAAGGCAUGCUCAUCAACCAUUGCAGACCUUUUGGGUGGCCCCUCCAGAUGAGUGGCAGAGAUGUUGUGAGCAGUGUGCCUCUCCUCCCCUUGGGGCCUUCUAGCCCUCCCAUGGGGUUACUACAGCAGGAAUUCUUACCUGUGCUUCAGCCCAGCAUACAGACUGCUGACAGGCACCACACAGUCACUCGAGGCAUCACCAAAGGCGUGAAGGAGGACUUCCGCCUGGCCAUGGAGCGCCAGGUCUCCCGCUGUGGAGAGAACCUGAUGGUAGUACUGCAUCGCUUCUGCAUUAAUGAGAAGAUCUUGCUCCUUCAGACCCUGACCUGAUAGACCUUUGGCCUCCCUCAGCUCAGCUGUGUGACUAGGGAUGACGCAGCUGUGACAAGUGCUAACUACCAGGACUGAUGAAAAAGGAAAACACCAAGUUCUAACUACCUUGGUUGCUUGAACUUUGAACCCAAGAGUGUGGGAAGUUAUCUCUAUUUUUGAGAGUUAAGGUUUUUUUUAAUUUGUAAAAAACAAGAGUCAAUCCAUUUUGUAAAUAAAAAUCCUACAAUUUGAA